UGCGAACAGUGUCAUCGAGCGCGGAGACACUGCACAUCCAAAGGGUAACCAUGGUAUUUAUAUAUUUGAUUGCAUCGUGAAUACUUUAUCAAAAAGCAAAAAUACUUGCACUGUUACGGAAACAUGGAGAUGUACUUAAAAAGAAUCCGAUGGAUAUUUUGGAACGGGCUGGCACUGCUGCUCCUGAGCAGAUUGACACUCGGAGCCUCCUUCUAUGGUGAUGGUUUUGUGCACCUGAAGACAAUGACAUCUUCCACCCACACAUCCCUGCACAUCCAGUUUCGCACCCCCAGCUCCAAAGGACUUCUGUUCCUCGCUGCAGGACAGACUGACUACCUCCUGGUGGAGCUGCUCUGUGGCCUUCUGCAGGUGACAUUGGAACUGGGCUCUGGAAAGCAGGUGCUUCAUUCAGAAAGAGGAGGGCCCCUGAACGACAUGGCCUGGCAUUCAGUGACACUUCACCAUGAGCACCAUGAUGUCACACUGAUUGUGGACAAUCGGUCUCAGAGCAGCCUGACGAUGCCAGGGUCAGAGAAGGAGCUCAUUGUGGAGGACGGGCUUUUCCUUGGUGGACCUGGCAGCCUGGUGAAGCCCUACCUCCUCCGCAACCUGACUGGCUUCCGUGGCUGCAUCGACGAGGCGCUGUUCAACGAGCACAGCCUCCUGUCGUCACUGAGGCCAUGCCCUGGCUUCAGAGAUGUCCAUGAGGUUCACCCGGGCUGCAGUACGCAGUUCUCUGCAGCCACAGAAGAUCCAGUGGGCUUCUUGAGCUCCAGAGCUUACAUGGCCCUCCCACCCUGGAACACUCAGCCAGAGGGUCGGUUUGAGUGCCUGGUGCACACUUCAACACAGGAGGGUAUCAUCCUGUACAGCUCAGCCUAUCAAGGGGGCUUUGUGGCCUUGGAGAUGCAUGAGGGUAUGUUGGUCGCUAUUGUGGGCAAAGGCCAGACCCAGAACCAGUUACGCUCCCUUUCUUUACUUAAUGACAGACAAUGGCAUUCUGUCAGGCUCCACUUUACCACCAGGAGCAUUAACCUGAAGGUGGACACGGAGACUGUACAAGCCAGCAUUGACUCCUCCUCCCAACCUCUUCACUUAAGUGGCCCCCUUUAUGUGGGUGGAGUUGAUGAUGUCAUCCACAUGGAUGUCAGAAAGAUGGGGCUGGUUUCUGGGUCCAGUAGACAUGCCAGAGGAGACUCUUUCAAAGGUUGUUUGAAGAACAUCACUGUCAAUGCUGUUAGGAUGGGUCUUCCCAGUGCUAUGGUGACAAAAGACAUCUUUGCGGGCUGUGAGCUUGAGAAAGAAACAGAAACUAAUAUUGCAAGGACCCAAAGAACUGUAAAGGGUGCUCUGACUCCCUCUGUCAGCCCGGCACAACCAGUCCACACGUCCAUCCUCAUCGAAGAUCUUCAGAAGCGUUAUGUACAGAACCUAAUUCUCACGGAUCUUGUGGUUACAGAGGGUGGCUAUGCGAUCCUGGAACUAAAGCACUUCAAGGUGAACCUGGAUUAUCUGGAUAUAGAGGCUAGCCAGGUAAAGUUCAGAAUCAAGGAGCAACCAGUUCAUGGUCGGUUGAUUCUAGAUGUAGACCAAGAUCAAGAAGAGAAUACCUUUAGCUUGUUGGAUUUGCAGCAAAAGAGGGUUCUGUACAUCCACGGGGGUUCUGAAGAUCCACUAGACUUCUUUAUGUUCUCUGUCUUUGCUAACAGUGAAAGGGAAGUCUACAAUUACCUGAAUGAAAAUAUUACAUACAGAUACAAUAUCACUGUCACCCCAACUAAUGAUGCUCCUGAAUUGAGCCUCCCUGAUGGGAACCUCUUUGUGCUGCUGGAGAACUCCAAAAAGCUCCUGACCCCUGAUGUGUUAAAAGCUACUGACAUAGACAGCAACUCUGCAGACCUGGUCUUUUCUGUGGUUGGUCGCCCAGAUGCUGAUUCAGGGUUUUUGGAGGUUGACGUUAACCCUGGCAAAGCGGUAACUGCAUUCUCUCAUUCUGACUUGGAAGAUGGGAAGGUCAGAUAUGUCCACACUGGGGUCAGGAACUCAAAGGUGGCAUUUAGGGUCAGUGACGGAGACAAAGAAAGCAACACUGUGGUCCUGAGGAUAAUGGCCAUUCGACUGGAGUACAAAAUUGCCAACAACACAGGCCUGGAAGUCACGCAGGGCUCUAUGGCUCUGAUAGGCUCACGGCACCUGGCAGUGCAGACAAAUGCCAUAAAUCAGACAGUGGAAAUCCGCUAUGAUGUCAUUGAGCCCCCCCAGUACGGGGAGCUCCAGAGACUACACAGCAGUGGUGAAUGGAAGCCUGUCAGUACGUUCUCCCAGAGACUGUUGGAGAAGGAACGCCUCAAGUAUCUCAGCACUUUUCAUGAAAUCCAGACUGGCAACAUUACAGAUCACUUCAAGUGUAAGGUCAAGGUGGGCCCAAGAGAUACUGAAGAGCUUGUGUUCCCAGUCGUAGUUAGGUGGAUACAGUACAAGCUAAUAAGGAAGGAAAUAUUGGAAGUCAACAAAAUGAGGAGAGUCAUACUGGACUCCCAGCACCUUCACGUCAUUACCCAAGGUGUGCAGCUGUCUGAGAGUGAGAUUCACUUUAGGCUGAAGACAUCACCAAAGAAAGGAAACCUUCUACUCAACAACAUGAUCCUGAAGAAAAACUCAUCAUUCAGCCAAAGAAAUGUUACUGAUCUGAAGGUUCAAUAUGAGCUGGUAGAUCAACCACGCAUUGACACACAGGAUGUGUUCACCUUCCAAGUGUUUUCUAAGCAUGCACGUUCAGGGAAUUAUGACUUCAGAAUUGCCAUUAAGGUAGACAUGGACACCAUUUUCUUAGAUAAUAAUGGACUGUCCGUAAUAGAAGGGGGAAGUAAACGGGUCACUAAGGAUGCUCUUUAUUCAGAAACUCUGGGAACAAAAGCUGUGUACUACACUAUCAAGGAUGGUCCCAGACAUGGGAAACUAGUAUUCUCUAACUCUACAUUAGGCAAAAGCAGUGUCAUAGCCUUCACCAACCAGGAUAUUCUAGAGGAGCGGAUCAUAUAUAUCCAUGAUGGCAGUGAAACCAUGCAUGAUCGGUUUACAUUUGUCACCUCAGUCAAUCAGAUAUCAGAGCCCAUUUUGAACUGGAGCAGCAGAGCAGUGGAGGGUGCAUUCAAUAUCUCUGUCCAGCCGGUCAAUGAUGAGAAACCUGUCCGAGUGGUCAAUAAAGUGUUCCAUGUGGUCCGAGAAGGACAGAGGCUGUUGACGCUGGACGACCUGUGUUUCCAUGACCCAGACUCAGACUUCAAUGAUGAGCAACUGGUCUACACCCGCCGCGUUGUGCCAAUGGGGGAACUGGUCAUGGUGAACGACACCUCACGCAAGCUGUAUAUGUUCCUGCAGAAAGACCUGAAGCAGAAGCAGGUCCUUUUUGUCCAUAGAGGGGUAAGCUCUGGGCGUUUCGUGCUCUUUGUCUCAGAUGGGAAACACCAUUCCUCCACGCUGCUGGAUGUCAGAGCGCAUGACCCCUAUCUUAACAUUGACAACAGGACGGACCUGCUGGUCCAAAAGGGGCAGGCGAGCGUCUUCAGUUCGUCCAAAUUCAGCGUAGACACCAACAUGGACGUCAGAGAUGACGGGGAGAUGUCUUACAAGAUGGUUGUCCCUCCACAGCACGGUGGUCUUUACCGUGGCAAUACGAUAGUGGACUCCUUCACUCAGCAGGACCUGAAGAUGGGCCAUCUGUUCUAUCGUCAUGACGGUAGCAGCAACCUGGAGGACUCUUUCAGUUUCACUGUAAGAGUUAAAGAAAUUCGCCUCAAUGCAGGAGUUAAUGUGAGAGUGUACUUGAGGAGCCAGCAGGGACCUCUCAAAGUCAUGCGUAAUGAAACUUUACUGGUGGAGGAGGGCAAGUCUGUGACGAUCAAUAAAACAACUCUGGAGGUUGCCCAUGAGGACAGUUUGUCAUUAGAGAUUGUGUACACGGUGAAGAACCCCCCAGCUCACGGCUAUCUCUGGAGGUUUGCCAAAGGUGGGUCAGGCGACUCGGGCACGGAGAAAACUGCCGUGAGGUCCUUCUCCCAGACCGACGUAAAUUCUGGGAUCAUCCGGUACGUGCAGAUGGAGCCUGGGCAGGCGUGGGACGCGUUCGAGCUGGACGCCACCAAUGGGGUCACACAAGUCAGCGACAUACACAUGUUUGUGGAUAUCGUUCCUCGCUACAUCCCUCUUUGGGUCUCCAGUGUAACUGUGCAGGAGGGGGCUUCGAAGACUCUGAGUGAGGAAGUAAUUAAAGUCCCCGACCGGCGCUUCUCUGCUCCCAACCUACUCUUCACUGUCAGCAGUCCCCCUCAGCAGGGACGCAUCGAGCACUCUUACUUCCCCGGCAUCCCCAUUAUCACUUUCACCAGGAAGCAGGUUGAGCAGGAGUUAAUACGCUAUGUUCAUGAGGGCAGUGGCGCCCUUGAAGACAGCUUCACUGUGAUAGCCAGUGACGUUGAGCUCCGAAAAGAGAGCCUGCCCCAGACAGUGCAUGUUUGGGUGGCAGCUGGCAAGAGUAAUGCUCCGGUCAUCACGGCCAACAGGAUCCUACGGGUGUGGGAGGGCUCUGUCAGGGAGAUUGGCCCCCGUGAUCUCUGCGCCUGGGACAAAGACACGCCCCCUGAGGGUCUGUAUUACACCAUCACCCCACCCACCAAUGGCCACCUGGCCCUCAAGAGCGCCCCCGCCAGGCAAAUCUUCAACUUCACCCAGGCUCUCAUUGACCAGGGCCAGCUGCUCUUCGUUCACAACGGUGUCAUGGCAGGGGGGUUUAACUUUCAGGUGAAUGACGGGGUGAACUUUGCCCCCCCGCAGACCUUCAGUGUCGUGGCCACACCUUUGGUCGUCAGGUUGGAGAGGAACCGGCCCCUCCGGGUGAUCCCAGGCUCCACAACGCCCAUAGACAGGGAGGACCUGCUGGCGGUAACCAAUGACAAUGACACCAAAGAGAACCGCACUAUUCUCUUCAAUGUGACCAGUCCACCAAAGCUAGGAGAGCUUGUGAAUGUGGGCUCCGACAGCACUGCAGAAAUAUCCUCCUUCACUCAAAAAAUGGUGAACGAGGGCAUGGUCGCGUAUAAACACAAACGCCAAAGGCACGUGGAAGGGUCCGCUUCAGAUGCCUUCACUUUCGCCCUUUUUUCACCACCCGCCUCCCUCGAAGCUCUGGUAUUCCACAUCCACAUCAGCCCCAGUACUGGCCCUGAAGGAAAAGGCCUCCUCCACCUCAACACCGGUGCUGUUGUGACUGAAGGUGGAAGAGUUGUCAUUGACAAGUCAAAGCUGGAUGCUUCAAACCUCCUGGACAGACUACCUGAAGCAUGGCAGCAUGCCUAUGAAAUCUGGUAUCGGGUCACAUCUCUGCCCAAACAUGGUGUCAUUAUGGUGGGCUGGGAAAACUUGACAAAUCAGAAUCCAACUUUCUCCCAGUCUAUCCUGAAUGAGGAAGGGAUCGCUUACUUGCAUGACGACUCUGAAGUGGCACAAGACACUUUUGCCUUCAGCGUGUGGCUGGAACGGAAAGGUGGACUGGAGCAAUGGUGGCGGGAAGGCAGCGAGGAAGUGGAGGCCUCCUUCUACAUCACCGUGACACCUGUGAACGACCAGCCGCCGCUGCUCAAAACUGUGGCCCCUAGUCUGUGGGUGCCUCGAGGAGAUGUGGUAGCUUUGGGGCCAGACAACCUGAACGUGGUGGACCUGGACAACCCUCCAGAGGAUAUCAAAUACACUGUGGUCCAGGAACCCAGCAAUGGGUUCCUGGCCCUGGAGGGACGCUUGGACGAGCCCAUACUCGCCUUCACCCAGGCCAGCAUCAACAGUGGGAAGGUGUACUUUGUCCAAGAUGGAAGUCCUUUCUCCGGGCUGACCUCCUUGAGUGUAUCAGAUGGCAAACACCUACCAGUCUACACUCUGCUGCAUCUGCAGGUGGCUGAGGGUGGCUCUCCUGUGAGCAACCGUGGGUUGAUACUGGAGCAGGGGCAGUCCUCUGUGAUUCUGACCCGGGAGCUCCUGGCUGCAGUGACCAAUGAGAAAGAUGCAAACAUCCAUUAUCAGGUGACAAGGCCUCCACGCUAUGGCAAGCUUCUCAUGGACAACAAAGUAGCUACCCUGUUUGAUCAAGAAGAUCUGUGGUUGGGAAAGUUGUCCUAUCACAUGGUGGAUCUCUCAUCACCCCACGAUAGCUUUGAGUUCACUGCCUUUAUGUCCGGGCAAAACGUGACUGAGCAGUCAGUCAACAUCAAAGUGAAACCUCUAAUCCGACUAGGAGCAGGACUGAGGAUCCCAAAUGGCAUUGCUGUGAAGUUGGGGAAGGACUUUCUCGAUGCCACUGUUUUAGCAGUGUUAAGUGGCAGCGAUCCUCAAUUUGAAAUUCUCCCACCUCCCAAGCGCAGCAAAGUGGUCCACGCUUUGAUCGCCAAGAAUGGGGCGUCUCGGUCCAUCACGUCUUUCUCUUUCAAGGACGUGGAGCAAGGAAGGCUCACCAUCACAGUGACCACAAACUUGGCCGGGGUCCAGGAACUGAAUGGCUCCAUUCCAUUCAUCCUGAAAGCAGAUAAUGUUCAACCUGCUAGGGGUGAGCUUCUGUUCACCGUUGUGCCAAAUGACUCUGCAAGAGCAAAAACCGCGGCCACGGUCGUCCCCGUCCAGAUUCUUAGGUCCCCUGUUCUCAAUUACACCAAAGGGGGCCUCUUGCACAACACAUCAGACCCACGGAGACCCCCUAAGAGAUUUCAUGGGCUGAAUGAGCGAAACCGCUGGGGCAGUCAUAAUCGGAGUGUAGCCUUAUUACGCAACAUCCCGAGAGCCACCUGGAGCAUGCGGAACGUCACCCAGAGCAACACCACCCUAAGGGCAGAGUCUUUUCCCAGACAGUCCUCCAACACCCUCAUCAUUGUUCUGCCAGUGCUGGCCUUCCUGCUCCUCACGAUCACCCUGGUGGUGCUCACCCUUGUCUCCUGCUACCACAGUAAGAAGCAGACGGCCAUUAGCCAAAACCACUCCAACAAUGUGAGCCCUGGUGGCUCUGACCCAGGCCAGCCGGAGACAAGUGUGGGUCCCCCCUCCGUCAUCUGCCCUACGCUGACCCUCAGCUCCCCCGACAGCCCCAUUCUAGGCCGACCAGGUGGGGGCACUCUGGAUCCCAUUGCUGAUCUGAAGGACCCCUCCCUGCUGCUCUGCGGCUUGGACCAUGAAUCUGCCCAGCUCUGCCUGGCCGCCAGCUCUGCCCGGCAACUCAAGCAGUACUGGCUCUGAUUGGCUGCAAGCUCCACCCUAUAACACAAGCAGUUCUGGCUCUGAUUGGCUCAAUCUAGCUCCACCCUGCAACACAAGCAGUACUGGCUCUCAUUGGCUCAACCCAGCUUUGCCCUACAACACAAGUAGUGCUAGCUGUGAUUGGCUGCCAGCUCCACCCUACAACACAAGCAGUGCUGGUUCUGAUUGGCUGCCAGUUUCACCCUACAACACAAGCUGUGCUGGCUGUCAUUGGCUCAACCUAGGCUCUUUACCUUAUCUGGCCACUGGAGUGUUGUUUUGCUUCAUUUUGUUUUUUGAAACAUUUGCUUGCUCAGGUUCAAUUGUAGCAUUUUAAAAAGCCUAAUAAUGCCAACUAUUUAUAAUAUUGUUGUGAGAUAAUAGAAUAUGUAUGUCAUUAUUACUGGACAUUGAACAAAAUAUUUUUAUAACAUCCUCCUAAUUUUACUGAGCACUAAAACCGAGCAUUAAGCAUUAAUGAUGCUUAUUAAAUCUAGUGGGUCCUAGAAUUAUUUAAUUUGAUGUAUUUUAUAUUUACUAGCAUUUAUAAUGGUAGUAGUUUUAGAGACAAAAAUGUAAAUGAGAAAGCUAAGAUUGGGUAUACAUUGGGCCUUCUUUAUACCUACAGUUUUUGUAUUUGUUCAUACUAUAAACUCAGGAAAGAGAAUAUAACUAAAAAUGAAUUUUCUAAUCCAUUUUCAUUUUUCUCAUGAAACUCUAUUUGAAUUAUGAAAUAUACCAGUCUGCUCUGGUUUGAUGCUUUCAUAAUUUGAAAGAAUUGUUCACGCAACAGAAUUUUCCCAUAUAAAACUUUUGUAAAAGACUCGCACAGGUAUACAAUAUAACACAAUUCAUAGCUGUGCUUUGCUGAAAGAUCUUAUUUCUCUGUUGCACAAAUGGGACAUAUGCCGCAAUUAAAUGUAUGAGGUAUAUUUGUGUAUUUUAAUGCACUGAUUACUGAAUAGCAUCCAAAAUAUGCCCCCCUUUAGAAAUAGGAAAGUAGUGCUUUUUGGUCAUGAGCCAGUAUUCUUGUAGAUGGUUUUUCUUGUAGAAGUAUCAUACUGAAAUAUAUGUGUCAAUAUUUGAAGAUCCCUGUCUGUUGUGUUUGUAAAAGUGAUCAGACAGGGACUCAGAACCCUCUUCAAAACCCAUGUAAUCCUCAGUGUGUCUGCCUGCAUUCUAGCAUAAGUCCUUACAUUAAAUAUUAUAUUCAUGCCAGUGUCAGCAUGACUGGGAGUUACACUUGCCUAAAGUUACUGUACAUCAUCUUCCUGAGUUGCUCAAAGUGUUAUGUGUGCAUGUAUUUAUUAAUUCAUUUAACUUUACUCAAAUAUGUUUGCUUUUGUAUUAAAAACUGAGUGCAGCAUG
Molecule: messenger RNA, 8640 nt
Organism: Anguilla rostrata (American eel)
Lineage: Eukaryota; Metazoa; Chordata; Actinopteri; Anguilliformes; Anguillidae
Gene: cspg4ba
Product: chondroitin sulfate proteoglycan 4ba
Exons: 10
Coding region: 124-7272 (2382 amino acids)
Biological process (GO): anatomical structure morphogenesis
Source: RefSeq, a predicted model, not a curated record